AGAUUACAAUCUAAUUUGGCUCUUUACUCUACAAUUUUAACCAUGUGCUUCACAACGAAAUACAACACGCCUACCUUUAUUCUAACGGGUAAAACCCCGAGACAGACUUUCGUGCGCUACUGUUUACGUACCCCUUCUUUUCACCUCGUGCUUUUUCUCUCCCUGUUGACACACUCUUUUCAGGUUCAAGAACUCUCAUUACUCGAGGAGGUGAUCCGAAUGAUUUUAGAGAUUCUGAACUCAAUCCUUACCCAUGUCUUGUCGGACAAUGCGAAUCUGAUCUAUUCGUUGUUGCAUCAGCGUGAGCAUUUAGCCGCGCUUCGAUCGCAUCCAUCGUUCCAAGUGAGUAUUCAGUCCGUUCAAUCAUCAAAUCCCUGGAGGCAGUGCUGUUUAUUUAGUACUCUGACGCUUUGA
Echinostoma caproni is the source of this 414-nucleotide messenger RNA. The record is from the annotation of a GenBank genome assembly. Lineage: Eukaryota; Metazoa; Platyhelminthes; Trematoda; Plagiorchiida; Echinostomatidae.